Molecule: messenger RNA, 2715 nt
Organism: Dichotomopilus funicola
Lineage: Eukaryota; Fungi; Ascomycota; Sordariomycetes; Sordariales; Chaetomiaceae
Exons: 5
Coding region: 1-2715 (904 amino acids)
Source: RefSeq, a predicted model, not a curated record
AUGGAGCCGGUAUCACCGCCUCGGGCCCAACGGCCGUCGUCGUACCGCUACACAUGGGAUGAGAACGGGAAGGUUGCGGAGGUUACACGAAUCCGCGAAUCCCGGUCCUUCUCAGCCGAACGUCUCCGUCUCGACCACGAACGUCGCAAGUCCUCAGGCCAAUGGCGCUUCCAAAACAUCGCUGUCGCCAACAACAGUCCCCCAGACCUCGGCGAGUCCCAGCAGCCGGCCAUCCCGGGCUCCCCAGCACAACAACCAGGAGGAGGGAUAAAAAGAAGAAGCGGCUCCUACCGGCGCUACCGACCAUCAUGGCAGCCGUCGCUCCCGAAAUCGCAGCAGUAUCCAGACCCGUACCCCGAUUUCGACAAGCGCACGGGCGAGCCGUAUACCCAGAGCGCCGGGCCGGGGGCAUCGGAGUACCCGUAUAGUCCGGACGAUGUGGUGCCGGAUUAUCUGCGCAGUUUUAUCCGGCAUGAGGAUGGGAGUGGGAGUGGCGACGAUGGCAACAACAACAGCCACAGCCACAGCCACGGCCACGGCCGCGGCUCUGGUCGUCGGGAUGAAUCGCCGCCGUAUGGGGCGAGUGAUGAUGAUACACCGCCUUAUGUCGAGAGCCCGCCGUAUAGGUCUCGGAACAACAGCAGCGAGAUGGAAGAUGACGGCGAUAGUGAUGAUAGUGAUGAAACCGACACCGACGACGACGACGACGUGAGCAAAGAAAAAGGCUACAAAGACACCAUCCACCGCAACAGCAGCUACGGCAGCUACGGCAGCUCCCGACGCAGCACCAGCUGGCAAGCCCUGCGCUCUGGCUGGCGCGCCGGCGUGGCACUCACCGUGCUAGCCACCCUAGCCGUGCUCAUCGCCGGGUUCGUGUGCCUCAUGGUGGCCAUCUCCGGGAAGCCGUCGUCAGCGUCCGUAGCAGCAGCGGUGUACGUCGGUGCAUGCGGGACCGCGACGGCGGUGAACAUGGGCGUGCACGCUGCCAUUACGGUGGCCGCGGUGGUGCUCCUAGCGGGCGCGAACUAUGUGUUCCAGGUGUUGACCAGUCCGACGCGGGCUGAGGUGGAUGCGGCGCAUCGCCAGGAGCGUUGGGUGGAUAUUGGUGUGCCGUCGUUGAGGAAUCUGAAGUGGAUUGGGAGGGGAAGGGCCGCGCUGGCUGUGCUGGUUGUGGUGAUGGCCGUGUUGACGCAGAUUCUGUACCACGCCGUCGUCUUCGUCUCGCAGACGGCCCCCUCGUUCAAGGCGGCCAUGGUCAGUGAGCCAUUUGUGCGCGGUGCGGCCUUCAGCGGCGACUUCGCGGCCGACGGCAGCGGGUUUAGCCGCCCCGACCUUCUGGCGCUGCAGCGGCGCGUGGUGGACGGCGACCUAGUCCGUCUGUCGGCCCCGGACUGCAUGGACCAAUUCGGUGGCGCCUUCGAGACGGCGUACUCGGCCGUUCUCCUAGUGUCCGACACCCAGACGACGUCGACCGGUAUGUCCCGCGUGACCCCGCCCGCCCUCGUCGACCCGUCGGCCAUGCAAGUGCAGUACUGCCUCGCUCUGCCCGCACCACCACCAACCUGCCAGGUCAACCUCAACGCCUCCCUCCUCGGCAUCGUCGCGCUACUCAACUCCAUCGCCGUUGUCGCGACCUCCGCCGUGCUCUUCCGCCGGCGCUCCGCCUUCCGCCCGCUCGUCACCCUCGGCGACGCCUUCGCCUCGUUCCUGCAGGACCCGGACCCGACCACCCGCGGCGCCUGUCUGCUGACCAAGUCCGACGUCGUCCGCGGCCGCACCUGGCCCCGCGCCGAGGCCAAGUACUGGAUCCCAGAUUCCCACUACUGGGCCCGCAGCGUCCCCUUUACCGGCUGGCUAUCCACCUUCCUCCUCUGGGCCCUCUGCGCCGGCCUCGCCGCGGCUGCGCUGGUAUACCACCUCACCGCCGACACCACCUCCUCCCUAUCCGCCCUCGGUCUCGCCGACCCCCACGCCCUGAUCCGCUUCCCUUUCACCCCUUCUUCUACAACAACCCUCCCACCAGCAGCCAUCGCCGUCCUAGCCGCCGUCCCCCAACUCCUCUUCGCCGUCCUCUACCUCUCCGUCAACUCCCUCCUCACAACCUACUACCUCUCCCACGAAUCCUCCCUCUUCGCCAUGGGCGGCCACCCCGUCGGUCCCGUCGGCCGCCCCCUGCGUGUCUCUGCCGACCCUGUAGGCGCCCAGACCACGGGUGUCCGACUCACCCUGCCACAUGUCGUGUCCCUCCCGCUGGCGGUGCUGUUCGCGGGGAUGUCGUUUCUCACGGGGCAGAGUUUUGUCGCCGUCGUGGUACGAGCCGUACCCGUCUCCGUCUCUCCUACCGCAUCCCCUGAUGCGGCGGGUGAAUCACCAUCCCUCGUAGCCCUCGGCACAAGCGGUCAAGCCCUCGUCGCGCUGCUCAUCGCCCUCGGUCUACUCGCGAUAGCGGUAGUAACCCUCGGGAUGCGUCGUGCGCCCUCAGCAAUCACAGUCAAGGGGGAGAUGAUCGGAAACCCGAUGGUCAUGCCCGGGGGGUCGUGUAGUGCGGUGGUUAGUGCGCGGUGUCAGCCUGUUGGGGGGAGGGAAGAGACGGCGUUGUGGCGGCGGCCGGUGAUGUGGGGUGUCACAAGGGAAGGGAAUGGGUAUGGGGUUAGUCAUUGUGGGUUUACGGCUGGGAGGGCGGGGACGGUGGGGAUGGGGAGGAGUUAUGCUUGA